Amoebophrya sp. A25 is the source of this 1341-nucleotide messenger RNA. The record is from the annotation of a GenBank genome assembly. NCBI's taxonomy places the organism in Eukaryota, Dinophyceae, Syndiniales, Amoebophryaceae.
UGAUGAAGUGCGCAAAAGAUACAGGAGUGUGAAACAAGGAGAGCCUCAAACAUGAAGUGGCCCUCGAGCCAAAGUGUGUGAGACCUCGAAAACUGGCCUACAUCGUUGAUGCGAUACUCGGAGGCGCAGAAAGAUCGUUUCGCGCCGCGGAAAGAGCUCGGAGGGUAACGGUUUUGAGAAAUAGUAACUGCACUCCACGAAAAAUGGGUGAACUAGUAUGACUACCAUGAGGAAGAUCAUUGAAGAUGGCUUUCUAUGAUUGAUUAUUCCUACGAUUUGUUGGUAUCAGCCUCGCAUUUGCUACAAAUUAUGACAACUAGGGUUUUAGCUAUUUUUAGAUCACCUAUAACAAUGGUAGAGAAAAGGUCGGGGUGGAGCAAUGAGUGAGUGAGUGAGUGAAUGAAUGUAGAGCACACUCGUAGGGAUAUUUUUGGCACUUCUCCCACGCUUAGCUGCUGUGAAACUUUGGUAAAAGCAGACACAAGAAGUAGUAGGAGUUGCGCAGCACUUUCUUUGCUGGUAAUGUAUUCUUUGGCAUCAAUGUUUCUUCCAGUUCCACCUCUCAAAUCAUGGCUUUCCUGUCCUCCACGCAGAAGCAUGUGCGCGGAUUCACCGGAGGAUGCAGGACUACCUUGUGGCAGGUGAGUCGUCGCCCCUCCUAUCGUCCUAGGCCAAAGAAAAACCGAAGGUGGCACGAAUGUGGUGUGAUGUCUAAAUCCGUAUAGGAACUCUCUUGACUUGCCAGUGUUAGAAGGUGAACUCCAGAGGCGUGCGAUGCGGAUGCCCCUACAGAUAGCCCCUGUAUUACCUCAAGAGUAGGCACGUCAAUCACGCCAUUGAUGGGUGCUAUGGAGAAGGAUGCAGCUUAGCUGAUAUGUGCUGCGGAGAAGGAUGCAGCUUUUUCGUCGACUUUGGAUGGUGGAACGAGACGUGCCACCAGAAGGGUGCCCACAGUACGUACGUGGAAGCAGAAGUCGGCGGAAAAAUUUAGUCCGAUCUUUCAAGGUGGACUUGCCGAACGCGGUGGACUUGCCGAGGAGUCAUGGUAAUGGAGCUGCAAGUUCUGCAACACCUAGUUCUGCGGAGACUUUGAAUGAUGGCACUGCAACAGCUUCGAAUGAUGGUCGGAGAAGUUCGAUAAGAACUGUUGGUGGAAGUAGGACUAGAGAACAGCAGGGAGAACAGAACGCCAGGAAAACAACGAGUCAUGGCUGUAGUUCUGCCAUCUUUAGUACAACAGAAAAGAACCUCGCAGAGCAGCACUCACGCAAAGAGAAGAAAAAAGGAGCAUCUUCUUCUGUUCCGACACGUGGCGCGACAAGUUCUACAUCUUCUGCAUAA